Molecule: messenger RNA, 2592 nt
Organism: Lachancea meyersii CBS 8951
Lineage: Eukaryota; Fungi; Ascomycota; Saccharomycetes; Saccharomycetales; Saccharomycetaceae
Source: the annotation of a GenBank genome assembly
AUGUUGAGAUCUUCUAGAGGAGUUGCACCAACACCGCGUGUCGUUAUGAAAGUAUUCCUGCUUCGAAGCUUUCAUAAUGGACCCCUCAGGAGGGUUCAUCCCACAUCGUACUACCAUUCAUUUGUGCGACCUUCCCGGUCCAUGUAUUUGUCCCAAGAACUUAUUCACCAGCUUGCACACCGCAGAUUUGCGUCUUUUUUCCCAAAAGUGCUUGCUCGAGCUGUGAAAGUACCUGCAUACAUCGGUGGUGGAGCAGCAGCUGUGAGCUCCUACGUUGCAUACAAAGUCGAGGAAGCGACCAACUUUUCACACGAGAAGCUCGCACAGCUCAAAGACUUUGCUCACAAUAUCAAAAGCAAGCUAAGCGACGCUUUUGGAAGGCAUGACGACUCAAAUAACGACGGUGGUGGUGGCAAAGAAGAAAACGCCGCUACAGCAGCGCUGCUGGCGUCCAUGAGUGGUGGUGACUCUGGAAGUCCAGGCGCAGGUGGAAAAGACGAAGAUGAAGAUGGUGAAGAAGACGAAGGAGAGGACAACACCGAAUAUGAGAUCUUAAAUUUGACCAAACAGAUGAUCGAAAUACGAGCAAUACUUAACAAGGUGGACUCAUCUUCAGCUAAUCUAACGCUACCAUCAAUUGUAGUGAUAGGCUCACAAUCGUCGGGUAAAUCCUCUGUCCUUGAGUCUAUUGUCGGUAAGGAGUUUCUGCCCAAAGGAUCUAACAUGGUUACAAGAAGGCCAAUUGAGCUGACACUGGUCAAUACCGCUGGCGCGACCGAAACCACCGCAGAUUUCCCCUCACUACGUGCUUAUAACAUCAAGGACUUCAACGAAGUCAAAAGAAUUUUAAUGGAAUUAAACAUGGCAGUACCGUCGAGCGAAGCAGUCUCUGCAGACCCCAUUCAGCUCACAAUCAAAUCGUCGCGUGUUCCGGAUUUGUCUUUGGUUGACUUGCCGGGCUACAUACAAGUGGAAGCGGCAGACCAACCGUUGGAGCUGAAGUCCAAAAUUCGUCAACUGUGUGAGACUUACUUGGCUGAACCAAACAUCAUAUUAGCAAUUUCUGCAGCAGACGUCGAUUUGGCGAACAGUAGUGCUUUGCGUGCUAGUAAAGUUGCUGACCCUAAGGGCACAAGAACAAUCGGUGUUAUUACCAAGUUGGACUUGGUAGACGCGGCACGAGCUCGGGAAAUCUUGAAUAGUAAAAAGUAUCCUCUAAAAAUGGGAUACGUUGGUGUCAUUACAAGAGCACCCACAGCAACUUCCAAGUUUUUCGAGGCCAGUUCCAAGCAGGGGCUUUUCGCUCGCAAAGAUCCAAAAGAGACCGAGGUUGAGCACACCCGCUCGUUCGAACGGAACUAUUUCAGAGAAAACAAAGCUGCUUUUGCCAAUUGCCAGGUUUCCACCAAAAAGUUGAGGGAAAAGCUUAUAAGCAUUCUAGAAUUUUCUAUGUCUGAGGCCCUAGAGCCUACGUCGCGGCUGAUUCACCAGGAGCUCGAUGACACGUCUUAUUUGUUCAAGGUGGAAUUCAACGACCGUCAACUUACUCCUAAGUCGUACCUGCUGAAUAAUGUGGACGUUUUGAAGCUUGCUAUCAAAGAGUUGCAAGAGAAAUUCAAUAGAUAUGAGCUGAAAUCCAUCUUGAAGGCAGAUUUGGAUCAACGUGUGUUAGACCUGCUCGCGACAAGGUACUGGAAAGAUGACAACCUGCAAGACUUGACGGCAAAGAAAACAGAUAAAGAUGAAUCCUCAGCUUUGUACUGGCACAAAAAGUUGGAGCUAUCUUCAGGCAGCCUAACUAAAAUUGGAGUAGGUAGGGUCUCGACAUCUUUAGUGACCAGUGCGAUUUUGAAGGAACUGGAAAACGUCUUGGAUCUGACGCAAUUGAAGAACCACGAUUUGAUCAAGGAAUUAGUGAAUAAUACUGCGGUGAAUGUGCUGAACGCAAAGUACUACUCGACAGCAGACCAAGUUGAAAACUGUAUUAAACCUUUCAAGUAUGAAAUCGACCUUGAGGAGCGCGAUUGGUCCCUGGCACACGAACACACUACAAAGCUGAUCAGAGAGGAAAUUCGACAGUGCAGUGAAAGGCUGCAGGCUAUCAAAAACAUGAUCGGAGGCCGGAAACUAUCGCAGGUAAUGACGUAUUUAAAACAAGAUGUGGGACACCAGGAAACAUUAGGGUUUUCUGCAUUGUUGCUAGAACGGGGGAAAGAAGCUGCGUUUCUGGAGAAGCGAUCGCAUUUGCUAAAUUUUAGGCUGAAGAUGCUAAAGAACAAGUGCCACUCGACUGCAGACAAAGAUCUGUGUCCAGAGGUUUUCUUGAACGCUGUGAGCGACAAACUGACUUCGACCGCGGUUCUGUUUUUGAACGUCGAGCUUCUCAGCGACUUUUUCUACAAUUUCCCGAUCGAGUUGGACCGGAAACUGACAGGACUGUCGGACGAGCAGGUGGAGCUGUUUGCGAAGGAGGAUCCUCGCAUUGCACGCCAUAUCGACCUGCAGAAGCGUAAGGAUCUUUUGGAGCUAGCCCUUGAGCGUAUCGAUUCGAUCUUGAUGUACAAAAGGAGCUACAAAAACGCCAAAGGCUGA